AUGCGUUUCUUUACUGUCGCAUUUCUCGGCCUCGCUGCCUCUGCCCUCGCGAAUCCGGUGCCGGGACCGCACACCGACUUGGACAAGUCUUGCCACGGCUGCAUUCCCCAAAAGGAUGCCAACGAAAUCAUCGACGCCUACAAGAGGCUCAUCGGUGCAUUCAACGUCGAGGACGCCAACAAGUACUUGGCGGACGACUGGGUAGAUGUCAGCCAGUCCAUCAACACCUUCAUCGGCAAGCCUGAAAACGCCCCAACCUUCAACAAGACGUCUUUUAUUGUCUCUCAAAGCAACCCGCAGACUCCGGCGGCACUGCUCGAAAUCGCAGAUGACUCCACCAUCGUCACCUGCAACAAGAUUGUCAUUGUCUGGAAGGGUACCUUCGGAAAGGGCGUGCCUGUGAGGGGUAUCAGCAUUAUCGAGGUGGUGAAGCAGGGCGGACAAUGGCAGAUGCAGCAUUGGGACGUCGAAUUCAACUCCCUCAACUGGCUCGAAAACAUGGGCGGCUCCUACUGCGUUCUAGGAAGGCCCGUAGGUAAUCCCGCAGCCUGCCCCCACCUACCAACUAAACCCGGGCAUGGCGUUCGCAAUUGCCUGUCCCAAUCUCGGAGCAUGCCGGGUGGCGGAGAAGGCCCCGAGCGAUUCGCCGGUGGCUCAUUCGCCCCGAGAAUGUUCAUCUUGUGUUGA
Parascedosporium putredinis is the source of this 687-nucleotide messenger RNA. Lineage: Eukaryota; Fungi; Ascomycota; Sordariomycetes; Microascales; Microascaceae. The record is from the annotation of a GenBank genome assembly.